CAAACAACAACUCGCUCCUCCUCCUCCCCCCCAACCUCUCCAUCUCAUUCCUCACUAUUGACCCGUGUUCCCUUCGCCUGGUUCCAUCUAUUUUUCGAAAUCUGGUCACACUCCCUUCAUCGUCGGGUGGCAUUGGGCUCCCUGCCAGCUCCUUUCCCUAAACGUUACACCCCCGUUGCCAUCGGAGCAAUGCCUUCUUUUCCGUCACAGCCCCUGGUCAGGCCCAGGGAUGAUGGUCUGCAGCUAAGCUACCAGCUGCCGCACCGCGUUCACACAGCUCGAGCCUAUCCGAUCCUCGCCCCGAAUGGUUCCUCGAUCAUUGUCUAUGGCUACGAGACUGGCUUAAAAGUGGUGUGGCGAGGAGGACGGCCGUUCGCGGCGGAGAAGCCUGCCGCUGCUAAGGUCGACAAACCGCAGAAAGCUCCGAUCGCCAACGAUGACGCGGUCAUGAUCAUUGACUCCGACGAUGAGAGCAUAGCAGAAACUCACCAGACACUGCAAGAGGAAGAUGAGUCGAACGCCCACUUUGACGAGGAAGAGCCCGAGGUGGACCCCGCCUUCCCGUUCGAGCAUGUCCUGCGCCAGGUCGAUAUACCCCUUGGAAGCAGAGUCCUGGAGCUGUCUGUACCGCGCGUUCUUCCCGAGAACGCGCGCUCCGUACUCGAUCCCUUCCCCCCAGCUUUGAAGCAGGUCAUCAUCGUCUCCGCGGUGUGCGCAGACUACUCCACGCGCAUUGUGACUCUUCCCUUGCUUCCUCCCCAUCCGACGCAGAGUGACUUGAAGAUCCACACAGUCUCGAUCAGUGGCGGAAUUGAGCAGAAGGGUAAGGAACGGUCUCGAAACCAGAACACACCCCGCUCCACGACAGGAAGAUGGGACCUUCUUGUCGCGACGCAUUCGGCUGAGUCCUCGGGACUGCUCAUUAUCCAUCGGAUCCCGAUCCUGGAGGAGGAAAAUGCCAGCGGACCUGCCUACCAUCUGUGCGACGACGAAAUCGAGACUAAGCGACGAUACCUGCCAACGCCUGCCGUGAACAUAUCUUUUAACCCGGCAGGCUACCCUUCCACGCGACACCCCAGACUGCUCGUCGCGUUCCAUAGUGGGUGUGUCAAGGUAUACUCCUGCUUUUCCAUGAAGCUCUCCAAAGCCUCACGAAGGACGUCUGGGCCUCAGAGUGACUUUGAGACAUCGGAUACGGAGGGAAAGUGGUUGAUCAGUCUUUAUCCCGGCUUUGAGCAGUCCCCCUCGGGGCUCUCACGGCGGAAGACCAUCAUCAAUGCAGAGUGGGUACUUGGAGGGCGUGCCGUCAUGGUUCUCAUGUCUGACGGCGAAUGGGGCGUCUGGGAUAUCGAAGGGGCAGGCCCUGGGACCAUUAAAGGCCCGCUUGAGCGUCAAGCCAGCAUCCAGGGUGUUACCGGUGGCGCCAUCACGGCCUUUUCCGUCAGCGGACGGAUCUUGAGCCCUUUGCCUGCCAGUCGUUCGGAGACAGGCGGCCCUGCGUUUGAACAACGACCCAAGUUUGCGCCUUUGACGCCUUCCACUAAACGGCUACGCGAAGAUACGUUGCUGAAGGGUGCCACUACUGGAGCAGCCAGCCCUUCGUCAUUGUGCGGAAGCAUCUCUGCCUACCAGACCAACUCCUGGAAGGACCCGCUGCCCGAUGAGUCAAUUCUGCUGCAGCACGGUAACCAGACCGCAGUUAUCACCAGUCUACUGUCCUUGUGGCGCAACGCUGUCAAGGCCAGCGGCACAUUCGACUCCUCCAAUCGCUGUCGGGUCUCGGCCAUCCAGGACAUCGCGUUGAUGGGAGAACGCCUGAGAGGCAUCGGCCACCUUCCUGCCGCCUCGCGCCAGACCCGCGGACGAGAAUUCGAUAUACUGCUCACAGCCGAACACCGGGUGAUGAUCCUCGCCCCGAGGUUGACUGAACCCGAGGCCUUGCCUGCUGCACGCGCACCGGGCAGGGAGAUGCCCACCAUCGAGACGGAUCAGCAGAUGCUUCGGAAGGGCGAGCUUGACGUGGAUGGAAUGGACCGGCUACUGAGCGGCAUGGCAGGCGCCAAACGCUCCCUCCAUAUGGGAAGUCCGAUCAAGCGGACCCGAAUCUUCACCUAG
Molecule: messenger RNA, 2115 nt
Organism: Aspergillus heteromorphus CBS 117.55
Lineage: Eukaryota; Fungi; Ascomycota; Eurotiomycetes; Eurotiales; Aspergillaceae
Exons: 3
Coding region: 190-2115 (641 amino acids)
Molecular function (GO): protein binding
Source: RefSeq, a predicted model, not a curated record